CUGCUGAUAUUUCGUUUUGCAAUAACCUGUUUUGCAGGAGGCGGUGGUCCAUCCACCAUGGAUUACCAACCUUUAGCCAUAACCAGCCGCUGCAAACUCACUCUGAAGUUAAAUAUUACACACCUGCUGUUGACAUUACAUGGUCAAGUCAAGAAGGAAGUACGGUCCACAGUUUGUCUUCACUCCUAUAGCCUAGUUUAACUCGGACCCAUGGCUGUGCAAGGAUCCACCCCACUGCUGCGGCUAUACCGACACCGCUUCGGAUUCUUGGGGGUCCGGCAACUCCUGCACGGCACAUGGAGAACCUGCAGCCCACGCGGGCUCCUGUCCUGCCGUUCCCUUCACGUGGAAGGGCCACCUCAUGUCCCCUCAGUGACCAGCAGCUGCGUCCACGGAACGUCCUCCACGUCGCUGGUCUACUCCACCAUCGGACAGUGCCUGCAGGCGGCGGCUCGCCGCUGGCCGGACCGCGAAGCUGUGGUAUUCCCGCAGGAAGGAGUUCGGAAAACGUUCGCCCAGUUUCAGGAAGAUGUGGACAAGACAGCGGCCGGACUCUUGGCUCUGGGCCUGAACCGAGGAGACCGGCUGGGGGUGUGGGGCCCCAACACGUACGAGUGGAUCCUGUACCAGUACGCCACGGCCAAGGCGGGCAUCAUCAUGGUGUCAGUGAACCCAGCCUAUCAGUUGAAUGAGCUGGAGUAUACAAUGAGAAAGGUCAAGUGCAACGCAGUGGUCUGUCCUACCCGGUUUAAAACCCAGGAGUUCUGCCAGAUGCUGAGAGAAAUCUGCCCGGAGAUAAACACAGCUGCCUCCGGAAGGAUCCAAAGCUCAAGGCUCCCAGACCUGCGGAUGGUGAUCGCCACGGACAGCAGACAGCCGGGGAUGCUCCAUGUAGAAGACGUGCUGCAGGCAGGGGAGAGCUCUCACCAUAAGCAGCUCCAGGAUCUGCAGAGCAAGCUGUCCUUCGACGACCCCAUCAACAUCCAGUUUACUUCGGGCACAACAGGAAGUCCAAAAGGAGCCACGCUGAGCCAUCACAAUAUCAUCAACAACGCCUUUUUCGUGGGUCAGCGCGUUGGUUAUGGAUGGAGGCCGAGUGUGCGGCUGUGCCUGCCGGUACCGCUGUACCACUGCUUCGGCUCGGUGCUGGGAGGGAUGUGCUUAGCCACGCACGGGAUCACGCUGGUCUUCCCGUCCGCCGGCUUCAACAGCCGUGCCAACCUGCAGGCCAUCCAGGACGAGAGGUGUAACUUCCUGUACGGAACACCCACGAUGUUCAUCGACAUGCUCAGCCAACCUGACCUCCAGCAAUUCGACCUUUCAUCAGUAGAAGCCGGAAUCAUGGCUGGAUCCCCCUGUCCUCCAGAGAUUAUGAGGAAACUUAAAGUGGAUCUGAACAUUCAAGAAAUGACGAUAGCCUACGGGACCACAGAGACCAGCCCGGUCACGUUCCUGGGGUUCCCGUCCGACCGAGAGGAGUUGAAGAUCAACACCAUCGGAUGCAUCAUGGACCACACCGAGGCGAAGGUGGUGGACCCCUCUACAGAAGAGAUGGUUCCUCUGGGGGAGUCCGGGGAGCUUCUCAUCAGGGGGUACUGCGUGAUGCUGGGGUACUGGGACGACCUCAAAAAGACCUCAGAGGUCAUCUCUCCCAGCCGCUGGUACAAGACCGGAGACAUCGCCAGUCUGAACAGUUUGGGCUACUGCCGUAUAGAGGGACGCAUCAAAGACCUGAUCAUCCGAGGAGGGGAGAACAUUUACCCUGCAGAGAUUGAACAGUUUCUCCACACGCAUCCCAAAGUACAAGAGGCACAGGUGAUAGGAGUGAAAGACGAGAGGUUGGGCGAGCUGGUGUGUGCCUGCAUCAAGCUGAAGGACGGCCAGACAUCGAGUGUGGAGGAGCUUAGAGACUUCUGCAAGGGGCAGAUCUCUCACUUCAAGAUCCCCCACUAUGUGAUGUUUGUUAAUAGCUUUCCUUUGACCGUCUCUGGAAAGAUCAAGAAGAACAAUUUGCGAGAGGAGAUUGAGAAGAAGCUGGAUAUGAAGCAGAAAGUCUGAUUGACUGGAACACUAGAAGGACACCACUGGUGAAAUUCACAAAAGUGCUUCUUAAGAUGCAUGUAAAAAAAAAAAGCAAUAUCAAGUCCAUACGAAUAUCCACAACUGCCAAUAGUUUUGUAAAAAUCGAGUUACUAUGUUUAGUCACUUUACCAUAGCAUUCAAAUGUCAUUAAGGAACACAUGUCAAGUCAGUCGAAAAGGACCAUGGCUCAGGCUGACAACAUGAAUGCAUCCAUUUUACAAAAGCAAGACAGACACCUCUAUAUCCUCAAAUUAAUCACUACACUUUUUCACUCCCGAUAUAUUUGUUACAUCUUUUUCAAUAAAAAAAAAAUAGUGAUUCAACCAAAAAUACAUUAAUGCAUCAAUGUAUGUUCUCAAAACUUUAUUUAACCAAAUUAGACAAACAUUUGACAAACAAGCCUAGAAUAUAACAUCUGACCACUGUGCAAAAAGUUAAAUUCAGAAGAAAUGUUUCAAACAUGCAAUUCAGUAACAGAAAUAAAUAGGAGCUAAAUAGCAAAGGUCAGUAUAUACAUAUGUGACAGGCAUACAGCCCAAGACAACCGGUUAGCAGUCUUUACAUGGAGCCAUACCAACGGGUCCAUCUGGAGCCUUUCAGUCUUCGUUCCAAAAUGUGGAAAUGUUAGCACUCACUUUCCGCUAAGGGCAAGUUAACGUUUUGCAUUUUCAGAAAAUGAGAACAGGAUUUAAAUCUAGCUUGCGGAUGUAAACUGAAGGCAGCAUCAACGGAACAAGCCAGGAGAGGUAUUACAGUGAACUUACGGUUUGUCAAGACAGUAUAGAAAACGGUACAACGAAUGAAAUGUUAAACGCUUGCUUAACAUAUCCUGUUAGUCAGGCUUACAGAAUAGAGUGAGCAGGCCCACAAACCAACACACGGCAUAACCAAAAAACUGCUCCCUGAAACGUCAAUGGCCAACCAUAGAGAAAACAAAACUUGAGCAAAGAAACAUUGUGAGAGAUCCCUCCUAAUACAGAACCAGCACAUAUCUGAACAUCACCAUCCAGGCCCCAUCCAGUAGAAACGACCCAUGAGUGUGCUGUCGCUA
Gadus macrocephalus (Pacific cod) is the source of this 3133-nucleotide messenger RNA. RefSeq names its product medium-chain acyl-CoA ligase ACSF2, mitochondrial-like. Gene Ontology annotation, biological process: fatty acid metabolic process. Lineage: Eukaryota; Metazoa; Chordata; Actinopteri; Gadiformes; Gadidae. The record is from RefSeq and is a predicted model, not a curated record. Gene Ontology annotation, molecular function: medium-chain fatty acid-CoA ligase activity. The coding region runs from base 211 to 2058 and encodes 615 amino acids. The transcript has 16 exons.